Heterobasidion irregulare TC 32-1 is the source of this 726-nucleotide messenger RNA. RefSeq lists its product as uncharacterized. The coding region runs from base 440 to 667 and encodes 75 amino acids. NCBI's taxonomy places the organism in Eukaryota, Fungi, Basidiomycota, Agaricomycetes, Russulales, Bondarzewiaceae. The transcript is spliced from 3 exons. The record is from RefSeq and is a predicted model, not a curated record.
CAUCGUCUGUGUUGACGCCAGCUUGUGUGCAACUGUUAGCACUCGAAUACUCAUGUUGACAAGCGGUUAAGAUUUACUUCUUACGUCCUUCGUGCCAAUAAUCCGCAUCGUUGUGUUGCCACUUGUGAAGUGUAACGAGUCUUGGGGGAGACCGUCUUAUCUGAUGGGUCCAAUUGCGCAAAAUCAAAGUCCUUGAACUCAGAGUCCGGAGUCCACGCCGCUAGCCUCCUGUUGGACAGCCUGCACACCGUCAUGGCGACAGGUACUCGCUCAAAUGUGGGCAUCCGCUCCGCCGCUGUGGCGUCACAAGUCUCAGACUGACGGAUAGAACUCCCUUAUCCGGGGUGAUCAUUUUUGCCCAGGUCUAGUGGUAAGCUGUGGAGAGGUCUACAUCCAAGAUCCAUGCAGCUAGACAGGCUUCUUGCACGGAUGAUCGCACAUGCGGGGUCAAGAGAGUAUCGUGGCCAAAACGGAACGGGAAUCAGCGGGCCCUGUGCUGGCGUUGGUUCCGGCACGCAUGGGUGGCCGGAUCGCGUCAGACGCUGAAAGAAAAACUCAAUUUUUCUUAUGCAGAUGGACUUCAUCAGGUAGAGCAAACAGCUCCCUCGGCCCACGGCUGUUUCCCGCGCCAGUGCCUCGGUUAGAGACGGGCGGCGAUGCGUGUUGAGCAUCUGCAGUUCAGAAAAACUUAUAAAGCCCGCUCCCCUAAAACCAAUCCGCAACACC